Molecule: messenger RNA, 3693 nt
Organism: Puntigrus tetrazona (Sumatra barb)
Lineage: Eukaryota; Metazoa; Chordata; Actinopteri; Cypriniformes; Cyprinidae
Product: E3 SUMO-protein ligase RanBP2-like
Exons: 11
Coding region: 70-3273 (1067 amino acids)
Biological process (GO): intracellular transport; protein folding; protein peptidyl-prolyl isomerization
Molecular function (GO): peptidyl-prolyl cis-trans isomerase activity; zinc ion binding
Source: RefSeq, a predicted model, not a curated record
CAGCUGAGUUCUGGGAAACAGAAACUCAAGUGCAUUUGAGCUGUUGUGUCUCUGUAUUCAUACAGUAAAAUGGCAGAAGCAAGAAUUUCUCAAGCUGAGUUCACGUGUCCAGUUUGUCAGGAUCUCCUGAACGAUCCGGUGGCUAUUCCCUGUGGACACAGUUACUGUAAGAGCUGUAUUACAGGCUGUUGGGAUCAGGAGGAUCAGAAGAGAGUCUACAGCUGCCCUCAGUGCAGACAGACCUUCAAUCCAAGACCCGCUUUAGCUAAAAUCACAGUGCUGGCUGAAGUGGUGGAGAAACUGAGAAAGACCAAGCUCUCUGCUGACUGUUACGCUGGAGCUGGAGAUGUUCAGUGUGACGUCUGUACUGGAAGAAAAUACAAAGCUGUCAAGUCCUGUCUGGUGUGUCUGAACUCUUAUUGUCAGAAUCACCUUGAACAACAUGAGAGUUUGUUUAAAGGAAAGAAACACAAAGUGACUGAUGCCAGUGGACGACUGCAGGAGAUGAUCUGCCAGAAACAUGAGAAGCUUCUUGAGGUUUUCUGUCGCACUGACCAGAAAUGUAUAUGUGUGCUGUGUGCGAUGGAUGAACACAAAAACCAUGGCACCGUAUCAACUGCAGCACAGAUGACAGAGACACAGUAUGAGCUGAGGGAGACUCAGAAGACGCUCCAGCAGAGAAUCCAGCAGAGAGAGGAAGAUCUCCAGCAGCUGAGAGAGACUGUGCAGUCUCAUAAGCGCUCUGCACAGACAGCAGUGGAGGACAGUGAGGAGAUCUUUACUGAGCUCAUCUGCUCCAUUGAGAGAAGCCGCUCUGAGCUGAUACAGCUGAUCAGAGAUCAGGAAAAGCAAGUAGUGAGUCGAGCUGAAGGACGACUGGAGCGACUGGAGCAGGAGAUCAAUGGUCUGAAGAGAAGAGACGCUGAGCUGGAGCAGCUUUCACACACACAGGAUCACAUCCAGUUCCUGCAGAGUUUCCAGUCUCUCUCAGCUCCUCCUGAAUUUAAAGACGUAAAUGAUGAUACUUUCGGUUCUCUCUUCUCUUUUGAUGCUCUGAGGGAAUCUGUUCAUCAGCUGAGAGACUUCUGCAAAGUGGAGCUCCAGAAGAUCUCAGACAGAGUUACUACUACUGCAGCUCCCUCUGUGUGCUACACCCAGUCUCCAGCAUUUCCUCAGAUUUCUCCAAAAAAAAAGGAUCUCAUAACUCCUCCUGCAGCAAAGGUGAAACCUGUAGAGGAACUCAAAGUCUCUGUCCCGGUGGUUGCACCUGCUAAAUUAUUUUCUUUAGGACUGUCUGGAGAUUCUGCUAAGAACACCGGCACUGGUGUCAGCUCGAAGAGCUCUACCAGAUCUCCAAAAACAGUUUCUUCUGGGUUUGGAUUGAACAAUGCUGAAGUGACAUCUGCUGGCUCUGGAGCUCAGGCUGAGAACAAAACUAUUAAAACAAAUGCACCACAAUGCAAGAAAGUGUCAGCAGCUCCAGCAGUCUCAUGUGACACUGUCCCCUCCAGCACUAAAAAUAGUACUGCAACACCACAAGAAGGACUGGAUAAAAAAGAUGGACAGUGGGAUUGUGACACUUUCCUGGAAGGAAAUAAGGCUACAUCUAGCCACAACAUUUUGUGUGAAACGGCAAAACCAAAUAUGGAAAACAAGAUCUUUCCUGCUCCAUCAAGUUUCUCUUUCACCUCCAGUUGUGGUAGUUCUGUCUUCCAACCUGCUGUGACAGCACUUAUAGCCAAUCCAGGCAAUGCUCUUCAGUUCAGUUCAAAAACUGAUAAUGUAUUCUUAGAAGGCUUCAAGAUUGAGUCCUCUACAACUGAGGCUGAAAAGUCUUCAAACAAUUCAAAAUUUUCAUUGCCCAUGCCAGUGCCCCUUGGUGUAUUCAUGUCUGGUACUGCAAAAUCAGAAGCAGAAACAUCCGACAAACAGUCACAAAAUGGAUCUACAUCAGACCUCCUCAAAAAUGUAGCUGAGGUUCACAAAGAAAAAAACAAAGUGGCAGCCCCAAGUUCCUCAGAUCAGUCUGUGGGUCACAAUAAUAGUCCCCUCAAUACUGACGAAGGUUGUGAAAGUGCAGUGAGGAAUCUGAAGGCAAAGCCUUAUGUGGAUGGAGAUAAUGGAGCAUCACAUCAAGGUUUUUCUUUUGGAUUUGCAUCUACAAGUUUGUAUUCAUUUACGGACUUCAAAACAGAGGAAUUAGCAUUUGCCAAAAAAGAUUCAAAUUUUACAUGGUCAAACGUUGGAGCCCAAGUUUUUGGAAGUGAACCUACACAAAAUGAAGAAAAAGAGGAAGGCAAUGAUGAUGAUGAUAAUGAUGAGAUCCACUUUGAGCCGAUCGUGUUUCUGCCUGAGGUGGAGGUGAGGUCCGGUGAGGAGGAUGAAGAGAUCCUGUUCAAAGAAAGAGCCAAAUUGUACCGCUGGGAUCGUGAGUUCAACGAGUGGAAAGAGCGUGGUGUGGGAGACCUCAAGAUCCUCUUCCACCCUGUGAAGAAGUGCUACCGUGUGGUGAUGAGACGCGAGCAGGUGCUAAAAGUCUGUGCCAACCACACCAUCAGCCAGAGCAUCGAGCUCAAGCCCUUGAACACCUCUGCUAAUGCACUAGUGUGGACCGCCACCGACUACUCCGAGGGAGCCGGGAAAGUUGAGCAGCUGGCGGCUAAGUUCAAGACUCCAGAGCUGGCCGAGUCCUUCAAACAAGUGUUCACUGACUGCCAGAGCCACAUGUCGCAGACUGACGCCGCUCAGACAUCUGCCGCUCAGAUGCUUUCACAAAGGUCCAAUCCUGUGGUGUUUUUCAACAUCGCCAUAGACGGUGAGAAUGCUGGGAGAAUCGCCAUAGAGCUCUUCGCUCACAUUGUGCCCAAAACAGCGGAGAACUUUCGGGCUCUGUGUACAGGAGAGAAGGGCUUCGGUUACAACCAGUCUGUCUUCCACAGGAUCAUCCCGGGCUUCAUGUGUCAGGGUGGUGAUAUUACCAACCAGAAUGGGACGGGGGGAAAAUCCAUCUAUGGAAAGAUGUUUGAAGACGAGAACUUCGAGGUGAAGCACACAGGGCUGGGCCUGCUGUCCAUGGCCAAUCGUGGCAGAGAUACCAACAACUCUCAGUUCUUCAUCACCCUUAAGAAAGCAGAGCACUUGGACUUCAAGCAUGUGGUCUUCGGCUUCAUCAAAGAAGGCAUGGAUGUGGUGAGGAGGAUUGGAGGGCUGGGCACUAAAGAUGGGAAACCCAUGAAAACUAUCACCAUCUCAGGCUGUGGACAGAUUAAGUGAAGUUUUAUAUGUAAACUACUGUUCAUUAUGUGUGAGAUUGUUCCCUGAACUCUUGUGUAAAUCAGGACCUGUGUAUGCAAUGGUUUUAUAUCUGUCCUGCUUGUACGUUAAUAAAGUGCACAGCACUAGUCGAUAAUGAAGCUUAUGCUUUGCAAAAAAAGAAGAAGAAAUGGUUACGCUUUAGAUUACAGCCCACAAUUUACAGUGCAAGUAAACAGAAUUUACAGAGGACCUUUUCUGUAAUUAUACUGUACCUAUAGAGUACCUCUGUGUAGAUAUGAGGAAAUAAAAUGUCUGGGGAAUAAAGGGGUUACAACCAUGGAAAAUCCAAAUGAUUUAUUCUGUAUUUUUCUUAAACUAAGGAGUAUCUCUUCUGAUAUUAUGUUGCAUUUAUGACCUAAAUAAACAUCCUAAACAUCA